This is a messenger RNA of Morus notabilis, 4755 nucleotides long. RefSeq lists its product as uncharacterized. Lineage: Eukaryota; Viridiplantae; Streptophyta; Magnoliopsida; Rosales; Moraceae. The record is from RefSeq and is a predicted model, not a curated record. The transcript is spliced from 16 exons. Bases 443 to 4288 code for a protein of 1281 amino acids.
GAGGGUCCCACUUCCACAUCCAAAAACCUUGAUAAAGGGCCCUGAUUUUAGCGCGACUGCCCUCACACCCCGCCCUAAAUUUCAUGCGGGGCCCGCAAAAUUCCUCGGUCUCUCUCGCACGCAGAAUCUCCACGACGACAGCGCCUGCCACAAUCCUUCUAUUUCGUACUUUCUCUCUCCAAAACCCCCUCGCUUCUCUCUCUACACACACGGUACGAUCUCUUCUCCGAUUGAUCAAUGCCGAUACGCCUCAGGUGGGUUAAGGCUGGGUCUUAUUUAUGAAUGCGCGUUAUCUCCAAAUGGGUAGCAUUAUUUUUGUUGCUCAGAGGAACUUCUUUAGAUGCUGAAACAAGUUGUUAUUGCUUAUUAAUAAAGUAUGAGAGACAUCAGUAGCAACAAAAAAAAAGUAUUGGGAGACAUGUGUUGGUUCACUUUGUGAGUAAUGGCCGGAAGUGCAAGAUUUGAGUCAAGUUUGGGAAGUCCAGAGGACUUGGAUUUUGCAGGGAGCUAUCCAAAUGGGCAGAGGAGAAGUUACCCCAUUGCCAGUUUGGAUAGGUCGGGAAGCUUCCGUGAGAGUAGUGAGAGUCGGAUGUUUAGCUCUGGUGCUAGUACACCACGGGGCAGUUCUGCAUUGGUGGGAGAUUUGCCUCCAAUAACUCAGUAUUUGACGUUAGAUCCUAUUACAAUAGAAACUCAGAAAUAUACUCGGUUAGGGGAAUUGAGGAGGGCUUUGGGAAUAAUCUCUUUUGGGAGCAAUGCAGAAGACAAUUCAUUUGGGGCUGCUCAUUCGAAGCCUGCCCCUGCUGUGGCUAUAGAGGAACUCAAACGACUCAAAGCAACAGUGCUGGAUGCCUCUAAUAAGGCCAAUGGAAGGAAAAAUUUUUUCGAGGAAUCGGAGCUCAAAGUGAAUAAGUAUUUUGAAGUUUUAAACUUUAAGAAGCAACAACGGAAUGAGAUGAUGACAAGCGAGAGAUCAGGCGGGAUGAAUUUCUUGAAGAUAGGAACGCAGAGUUCUCGAAACCCUGCUGAACUCUUGAAUCAAAAAGUGGUGGACAGGACUAAGAAUGGCAUUCUGAGUAGGCGAGCCCGCUCAUCAGUUGCAGAAAUAAGGGCUGAAGGGCCGAGUAAUAGCCUUGCAAGGCGGCCAAUAAUCAUGGGAAAAGAUAGGGAUAUGCUUAGAGACUGCAGCGAAGGAUCUGAUAUUGUUGAUGAAAAGAUUCGAAGAUUGCCUGCUGGAGGGGAGACAUGGGACAAAAAAAUGAAAAGAAAACGCUCUGCCGUUCCUCUUGGCCGACCCUCAGAUGAUGGAGAGCCCAAACGAGCUAUGCAUCAUAAGCUUAGCAAUGAUCCGGGUUCAUCAUCUUGUGAUGCCCAAAUCUUUAGGUCAGGAUCCUCAAAUGGUACUAACAAGUUCGAUGGUGCUUCUCUGCCUGCCAGCUCAAAUGGCCGUACGUUUACUAAGAAUGAGCUGGAGAAGGUCUCUCUUUCAAGGGAUUCAAUUUCUUGCUUAAGCAAGGAACGACUCAAGGGAAACAAUAAGUUAAAUCUUCGCGAUGAUAAUCAAAUGCUUAGCCCUAACCCAUUGAUUAAAGGGAAGGCUUCAAGGGCACCACGAAGUGGCCCUUUGAUUGCUGGAAAUGUAUCCCCUAAUUUUCCCUGCCCAUCUGGAUCACUUGAGGGCUGGGAACAACCUGCAAGUGUGAGCAAAAUUUGUUCGGUAAAUGCGGCUAUUAAUCGCAACCGACCUAUGCCGACGGGAUCUUCAUCCCCUUCCAUGGCUCAAUGGGGUGGUCAAAGACCACAAAAAAUAUCUCGGACAAGAAGAACAACUAUAGUGUCUCCUGUCUCUAACCAUGAUGAAGUACAGAUAUCACCAGAAGGCUGUUCUCCUGAAUUGGGGACUAGAUUCACUACUUCUGGGACUAAUGGGUCCCUUGCCAGGGGCAUGUCUAAUGGUGCCCAACAAUUAAGAGUAAAACAUGAGAAUAUCUCAUCUCCAGCCAGAUUAUCUGAAAGUGACGAAUCGGGUGCAUGUGAAAAUCGUGACAGUAAGUUAAAGGAAAAAGGAGCAGGAAGUGGUGAAGUGGAUGACAGAGGUUCAAAUUCCUUUCUGAAUACAGUUCCUUCGACGUUGCAUACAAAGAAAAACAAAUUAACUAGCAAAGAAGAAACUGGAGAUAGUGUGCGGAGACAAGGAAGGAAUGGUAGGGGCUCAUCAUUUUCAAGGGUUAGCACUUCACCAGUUAAGGAAAAGUUGGAGAAUUUGGCCUCCGCAAAGCCACUUAAAAGUGCAAGGCUUGGUUCUGAAAGGAGUAGCAGUAAGACAGGUCGUCCUCCUCUGAAGAAAAUUUCAGAACGGAAAGGCAAUGCUCGUCUUGGACAUAUAAAUGCUAUUGGUUCUCCUGAUUUUGCAGGUGAUCCAGAUGAUGACCGUGAGGAACUUUUAGCAGCUGCAAAUUUUGCUUGUAAUGCCAGCUAUCUUGCCUGUUCGAGUCCAUUCUGGAAGCAAAUGCAAUCAAUAUUUGCCUCUGUCAGCUUAGAGGAGACUUCCUACUUAAAAGAGCAGCUGAAGUUUAUGGAGGAGAAUUAUGAGAGCUUAUGUCAGACGUUUGGCCUUGGCAGUGAUACUUUGAACAAUUGUGUUGAAGAAGAUCAAGUUUGGAAUCUGGAUUCUCUAGGUGGGAAAUUAGAUUCAGAAAGAAGGAAGAUAGUGCCUCCGCUUUACCAAAGAGUAUUAUCAGCUCUGAUCAUGGAAGAUGAAACUGAUGAAUUUGAAGAGGACAGCAGACGGAGAGUUAUGUGUUUCCAGUACAAUGGAGAAUAUUCUUCUGAUGCUGAUUUUGAGCGAAGGAACAUGGUUAGGGAUCCUCAGACUCUUCAGCAGUGUGCUGCCGAAGGAUUUUCUUGUAACGGUAAUGGUAACUUCACUAUGGGGCAAAGCAUCCAUAAUCAACUAUUCAGCAAUGAUUUUUUGAAAGGGGACCAUGGAGGUCCUCAUUUGGAUAAUGGGUUCACAGAGUUUUCUGAGAAUGGAAUUGAUGGACCGCUAUCUAUAUGCACAAAUGCUUCUGGAAUUUCGUCCUUUGACUGUGCAUAUGAGCAAAUGAGUAUGGAAGACAAGCUCUUGCUCGAGCUGCAAAGUGUUGGCCUAUAUCCAGAUAUAGUGCCCGAUCUAGCAGAUGGAGACGAUGAGGCAAUUAAUUCUGAUAUUCUUGGAUUGCAAAAGGGAUUCUUUGAACAGGUAAGUAAAACAAAGAUGCAGCUAAAAACAAUUGCUAAAGCAAUUGAAGAAGGAAAUGAAGUAGAAAAACGGGGCCUGGAGCAGGUUGCCAUGGAUAGACUUGUUGAAUUGGCUUACAAAAAGUUGCUGGCGACUCGAGGAAGUUUUGCUUCAAAACAUGGGGUUGCUAAGGUUCCAAAACAAGUUGCUACAACUUUUAUGAAGAGGACUCUUGCUAGAUGUCGGAAAUACGAAGAUUCUGGCAAAAGUUGCUUUAGUGAGCCUGCGCUUCGAGAUAUCAUCUACUCUGCACCUGCUCAUGGAAAUAAUCCAGAGUUGACAAGUUGCAUGGCCUCAGCUCCUGUUACUCAGAAUUCUUUACCAGACCCCAGAUUGUCAGGUUCAGUGGCUGAUUGGGCUGAGCGGUAUGAUCAUCAUAUUGAUAAAAUUGGGAAGAAUUCUCCUGAUGGGUUUGGAAAUCUCCGCCAUUCCUUCGACCAAGAUUUUGCCCAAACUGGACCAAUAAUGAACAGAGUGAAAAAGAGGGAACUGCUGCUUGAUGAUGUUGGUGGUUGCCCGCCCUUGAAAAAUGCAUCAAGUUUUGGUAAUAAUUUAUCAGGUGGAGCAAAGGGUAAGAGGAGCGAGAGAGAUCCAUCCGGCAGAAACUCGGUUGCCAAAGCUAGCAACCACAAGAGUGAACGUAAAACAAAAUCAAAGCCCAAGCAAAAGAUAGGCCAGCUAUCAACUUCAGGAAAUGUAUCUAUUACUACUGGUUCUGGUGAAAUUGUUGCAAGUGGUAGCAACAGAAAAAGAGAAGUGGGUUUGAUAUCCCAAGGGAACAACAAUCCGGAGAAUCAAUCCACAGAGACCAGGGAACCGCCCAUGGAUUUUCCAAACUUGCAAUUGCAUGAAUUAGAGUCCAUAGAAUUAGGUGUAGAGAAUGAGCUUGAUGGGAAUCAAGAUUUGAGUAGUUGGUUGAACAUCGAGGAGGAUGGUUUACCAGACCACGAUUCAAUCGGCCUUGACAUACCCAUGGAUGACCUUUCAGACUUGAAUAUGAUUAUAUGAAGUGGGUUUGAUAUCUCAAGGUAACAAAAAUCCGGAGAAUCAAUCCACAGAGAUCAGGGAACCACCCAUGGAUUUUCCAAACUUGCAAUUGCAUGAAUUAGAGUCCAUAGAAUUAGGUGUAGAGAAUGAGCUCAAGAUUUGAGUAGUUGGUGAGGAGGAUGGUUUACAAGACCACGAUUCAAUCGGCCUUGACAUACCCAUGGAUGACCUUUCAGACUUGAAUAUGAUUCUAUGAAAACAAUCAUACUGUAAAUUUUUCGUUAUUAUUUGACUUUUUCACAUAAAAUAGAUGUUGCUAUUGUCCGGGGACAACAUGAUGAUAUAAGUUAUGCCUCUGACAAUAGGCACUUGUAAUUAUGCCAUUCUUUUUGUAUACUCGUCAUCCGGGAAAAAAAAAAAAAAAAAAAAAAUCUCAAUGAUUCAUGUGAUCAGGUAUUGUUGGCUUCCAUUACAAGUCACAUUUUUUA